Onychostruthus taczanowskii (white-rumped snowfinch) is the source of this 1131-nucleotide messenger RNA. It is a transcript of the gene AQP10, whose product is annotated as aquaporin 10. Gene Ontology annotation, cellular component: basolateral plasma membrane; plasma membrane. NCBI's taxonomy places the organism in Eukaryota, Metazoa, Chordata, Aves, Passeriformes, Passeridae. Gene Ontology annotation, biological process: glycerol transmembrane transport; water transport. Gene Ontology annotation, molecular function: water channel activity; glycerol channel activity; urea transmembrane transporter activity. The record is from RefSeq and is a predicted model, not a curated record. The transcript has 6 exons. The coding region runs from base 7 to 1005 and encodes 332 amino acids.
GGCACUAUGGGCACCACUUCUUUCUUGACGAAGGCCCAGGGUCUGCUCCGCAUCCGGAACCAGCUGGUGCGGGAAUGCCUGGCUGAGGUGCUGGCCACCUUCGUGAUGAUGACAAUCACCCUGGGCAGCGCUGCACAGAAGAUUGCCUUCUUUGAGACGAAGGGGAACCUCAUCACCAGCUACCUGGGAGGCGCCCUGGGUGUCAUGGCAGGCAUCUACACAGCAGGGGGAAUCUCUGGGGCCCACAUGAAUCCAGCGUUCUCCUUAGCCAUGUGCCUGAUAGAGCAGUUUCCCUGGUGGAAGUUUCCUAUCUUUGUGGUUGUGCAGAUCGUGGGAUCUUUCAUAUCUGCUGCAGCUGUUUACAUCCUCUACUAUGAUGCCAUCUGGCACCAUAGCAAUGGGACCCUUACUGUCACUGGCCCCCAAGAAACUGCCUCCAUCUUCGCCACUUACCCUGCUGACUUUGUCUCUGUUGCCAAUGGCUUCUUGGACCAGGUGAUCGGCACAGGGGUGCUGAUAGUGGUUGUCAUGGGCAUCAUGGACCCCCGCAACAAGCCUGUCCCCAAGGGCCUGGAACCAGUGGUUGUGGCUCUCUUGGUGCUCUCCAUUGAGUGCUCCAUGGGGGCCAACUGCGGCUGCCCCCUGAACCCUGCACGGGACAUCGGGCCCCGCCUCUUCACCUAUCUGGCAGGUUGGGGCCCAGAGGUCUUCAGCAGGGGCAAUGGGUGGUGGUGGGUGCCACUGGUAGCACCACUGCUGGGGGCCGCCGUGGGCACGUACCUGUACCAGCUCUUCGUGGCUUUCCACUACCCGGCGGAGGACAGCAAAGUCCUGGCAGAUCAGGGCUCCAUCGUUCUGGUCAACACCGCCAUCGACGCAGACAUUGGGAUGUCGCCCAAGGAAAAGGACGCUGGGGAGACAGUGCCUGCCGAGUAUCCCCCAUCACCAAGUGCCAGCAGCACAGUCUCCCGCACAGUCACUGUCACACCAUUAAAAGAGUCCUGAGGGCAGGAGGUGUCUCGUCUAUGUACACGGGGGUGCAGGGAUAUGGUGGAAGGCCAGCCCGGCCCGGCUGCAGGAGGACCCCAGCCUGGGGGACACGAGCGGCUAGUGUGGGGGAUGUCCCCGGGA